Messenger RNA from Solea senegalensis (Senegalese sole), 670 nucleotides. It is a transcript of the gene chchd10, whose product is annotated as coiled-coil-helix-coiled-coil-helix domain containing 10. The transcript has 4 exons. Gene Ontology annotation, biological process: mitochondrion organization. Gene Ontology annotation, cellular component: mitochondrion; nucleus. The coding region runs from base 81 to 515 and encodes 144 amino acids. Lineage: Eukaryota; Metazoa; Chordata; Actinopteri; Pleuronectiformes; Soleidae. The record is from RefSeq and is a predicted model, not a curated record.
UGUGUGUGUGUGUGUCAGUGAGAACCAGCAGCUGCAGCGGCGUCUGUCAUCAAGGUGACCCGAGAACAAGCGAGUGAAACAUGGCGAGAGGAAGCCGCAGCAGCCGCUCUGCUGCUCCAGCCAGUCCAGCUCCAUCUCAUGCUCCGCCUCCCGCUCAUCCGCCUCCUGCUGCCCUGGCUCCUGCUCCUACUCCAUCUCAGGGACCGGGCCUCAUGGCCCAGAUGGCCACCACAGCGGCGGGGGUGGCCGUCGGCUCGGCUGUGGGCCAUGUUGUUGGCAGCGCCCUCACUGGAGCGUUCGGUGGCAGCAGCAGCAGCAGCAGCAGUGUAGAACCUGCCAAGCCAACACAACAGGAGGCGCCACGAGUGGCUCCUGCUCAGCCCGGUCCAUGUCACUUUGAGGUCAAACAGUUCCUGGACUGUGCCGUGAACCAGAGUGACCUGACUUUGUGUGAGGGGUUCAGUGAGGCGCUCAAACAGUGCAAGUUCUCCCAUGGUGUGACAUCACUAGUGUGAAGGAGGGGCCACAGCUGUCAUGUGAUCCAGUUUCAUGAGAUGAUCACAUGAAUGUGAACUCAGGGGAAACGUUUGGUUCUAUUUAUUUUCAUGAAGUGUGUCCACCUUUGAACAGUGACCUUUAAUGUGACCUUUAAUAAAUAUGUUACACCUUC